This is a messenger RNA of Nilaparvata lugens (brown planthopper), 632 nucleotides long. RefSeq names its product 60S ribosome subunit biogenesis protein NIP7 homolog. Gene Ontology annotation, molecular function: RNA binding. The transcript has 4 exons. The coding region runs from base 1 to 351 and encodes 116 amino acids. The record is from RefSeq and is a predicted model, not a curated record. Lineage: Eukaryota; Metazoa; Arthropoda; Insecta; Hemiptera; Delphacidae.
AUGCCUAUCACCCUUCUUAAAGACAGGUUAUUUGGCAUUUUAAUCGACAAAAUUAUUCUACUGCAUGUUAAAAAAAUAUUUACAUUUCAGUUCAAAAUUUGGGUGAAGCCAUCUGCCGAGCAACAGUUCUUGUACGGACACAAUGUGAAUAAAGCAGGACUCGGAAGAAUUACAGAAAGCACACCAAAAUACCAGAAUGUAGUCGUAUUCUCAAUGAGCGAUCUUCCUUUGGGAUUUGGUGUAGCAGCUCGCAGCACAGCAGAGUGCAAGCAUGCUGAUCCAUUAGCAACCGUGUGCUUUCAUCAAGCAGACAUCGGAGAAUAUAUUCGCAAUGAAGAAGGCCUGUUAUAGUUUGUCUCAUAGUUUGGAGUAACUCUGGUGGUGAGAGACAUGCCAUACUCAUCAUUGUGAGCUGAUGAAUUGUUGUCAUUCGAUGAAUCAAUGACAGAACUCGACGAAUGAAUGACAAACUGACAUCUGCCUCCCUCUUGAUGCACCGACACUGACAACUUCAGAACGCCAAUUGUAAUAUUUUUCUCAUCAACAAUAUUUAGUCGUUCUCUGCUACAUAUAGAAGCAAGAAUUUCUGUAUUUGGAUCUACAAAAAUUGAAAAAAUGGAGAAUUAGACAGU